This is a messenger RNA of Columba livia (rock pigeon), 2399 nucleotides long. RefSeq names its product desmin (gene DES). The transcript has 9 exons. Lineage: Eukaryota; Metazoa; Chordata; Aves; Columbiformes; Columbidae. The coding region runs from base 95 to 1504 and encodes 469 amino acids. Gene Ontology annotation, cellular component: sarcolemma; intermediate filament; Z disc. The record is from RefSeq and is a predicted model, not a curated record. Gene Ontology annotation, biological process: intermediate filament organization; skeletal muscle organ development. Gene Ontology annotation, molecular function: structural constituent of cytoskeleton.
CGGGUCCCUUCCCGACGCCUCGCCGAGUUGCCGGCCGCUCGCCAGCCCCGCUGCCUGCUCCCUGCUCCGGCCUCGCCGCCCCGCCGCCGCCACCAUGAGCCAGUCCUACUCCUCCAGCCAGCGGGUUUCUUCCUACCGCCGCACCUUCGGUGGCUCCCCGGUCUUUGGUGGCUCCCCGGUCUUCCCCCGCGCCUCCUUCGGGACCAAGGGCAGCAGUGGAAGCUCUGUCACCUCCCGUGUCUACCAGGUGUCCCGCACCUCGGCUGUCCCCAGCCUGUCCAGCUUCCGCACCACUCGUGUGACGCCCCUGCGCUCCUACCAAAGUGCCUACCAAGGUGCCGGCGAGCUGCUGGACUUCAGCCUGGCCGAUGCCAUGAACCAGGAGUUCCUCCAGACUCGCACCAAUGAGAAGGUGGAGCUGCAGGAACUCAAUGACCGUUUUGCCAACUACAUUGAGAAGGUGCGCUUCUUGGAGCAGCAGAAUGCCCUCAUGGUAGCCGAGGUGAACCGCCUGCGGGGCAAGGAGCCCACCCGUGUGGCCGAGAUGUACGAGGAGGAGCUGCGGGAGCUCCGGCGCCAGGUGGAUGCGCUCACUGGCCAGCGGGCUCGUGUUGAAGUUGAGCGCGACAACCUGCUUGAUGACCUGCAGAAGCUCAAGCAGAGGCUGCAAGAGGAGAUCCAGCUAAAGGAGGAGGCUGAGAACAACCUGGCUGCUUUCAGAGCCGAUGUGGAUGCAGCCACGCUGGCACGCAUUGACCUGGAAAGACGCAUCGAGUCCCUGCAGGAGGAGAUCGCCUUCCUCAAGAAGGUGCACGAAGAGGAAAUCCGAGAGCUGCAGGCUCAGCUGCAGGAGCAGCACAUCCAGGUGGAGAUGGACAUCUCCAAGCCCGACCUGACGGCUGCACUGCGGGACAUCCGAGCCCAGUAUGAGAGCAUCGCUGCCAAGAACAUUGCUGAGGCUGAGGAGUGGUACAAGUCCAAGGUGUCUGACCUGACACAGGCGGCCAACAAGAACAAUGACGCGCUGCGGCAGGCGAAACAGGAGAUGCUGGAGUACCGGCACCAGAUCCAGUCCUACACCUGCGAGAUUGAUGCCCUCAAGGGCACGAACGACUCGCUGAUGCGCCAGAUGCGGGAGAUGGAGGAGCGCUUCGCAGGGGAGGCCGGUGGGUACCAGGACACCAUUGCCCGGCUGGAGGAGGAGAUUAGGCACCUGAAGGAUGAAAUGGCCCGUCACCUGCGUGAGUACCAGGACCUGCUCAAUGUCAAGAUGGCUCUGGACGUGGAGAUUGCCACAUACCGCAAGCUGCUGGAGGGCGAGGAGAACCGGAUCAGCAUCCCCAUGCACCAGACCUUUGCCUCCGCACUCAAUUUCCGAGAGACCAGCCCAGACCAGCGCGGCUCCGAGGUGCACACCAAAAAGACCGUGAUGAUCAAAACCAUUGAAACCCGUGACGGAGAGGUGGUGAGUGAGGCGACCCAGCAGCAGCACGAAGUGCUGUAGAGGAGGCUGCCCCAGCAGCCCACCGGCACCUUCUGUCCCUGCCUCCGUACCGCCGCCAAGCCCCCCUCCUGCCCCCCACCUCGCCCCUGGCGCUCCCCCAGCACUGCCCGAGGGGUCCCCCUGCGCAGCUGCCUCCAGAACCCCGCGCCUCCCGGGCUCCCUCCUUCAGCUUUGAAAGGCUCGCUCUGCUUUCGCAGCUUUGCAGCAGCAAUGCCAGCGUCAGGAUCAGGCCCGGGCCGGGGGGGACAACAGGAGGGAGGGAGGGGACGAGCAGAAGGGGCUGGGGGGAGCAGGUGGUGGCCUGGGCCAGCUGCCUGGAGAACCGGAUGGUCCCAGCAGCAGGUUCUGGAUCCCCGGCAGCCCCUUCCCGCGCUGGGCACGGGCUCAGGGUUUGUCCUGUGGGAGAGGGGAUCCAUCCCCCCGCACCGGCACCACUGGCCUCCCUGGAGCUGGCACUUCUCCAGGUGGAUGGCAGCGGUGCCAGGGGUGGGGAGAAAUGGGGUCCGGGUCAAGUCCCCAUUCUCUACCCUGCUCGGAGCCAGGGUGCUCCCAGCCUGCGUCCCCUCCCAGUCCAGAGGGGCUGGGGUUUUGUGCUCCCCCUGGCCCCAGAGGAUGCCCCACGUGGCAACGAAGGGCAGCGCCCGCCCCCCCAUGGUGGGGACCCCCAGCAGCAGAAGGCUGUGUGGGGCCAGGCUCGGUGAGCUGAGAGGGUACCUGUAGGUGGACACAGGAGAGAGGAGGAGUGAGUGAGUGGGAGAGAGGGGGGAGAGAAGGACAGGAGCCGGAGAGAGGCCCGGGGGCCAGGGCAGGUGCCCCCACCCCUCACCCCACUGCACCUCCACCCCACUGCAUCUACGUGACUCUUCAGGCGGCUGAAAUAAACAGCGGAGCAUCA